Abrus precatorius (Indian licorice) is the source of this 2952-nucleotide messenger RNA. RefSeq lists its product as uncharacterized. Bases 139 to 1953 code for a protein of 604 amino acids. Lineage: Eukaryota; Viridiplantae; Streptophyta; Magnoliopsida; Fabales; Fabaceae. Gene Ontology annotation, cellular component: nucleolus. Gene Ontology annotation, molecular function: histone H3K4 demethylase activity; histone H3K36 demethylase activity. The record is from RefSeq and is a predicted model, not a curated record. The transcript has 3 exons.
AUGCACAAUGAUAUUGUAUAAUGCAGCCACACGUGUAGAAUGGUGUGCUUAUUGUUGGGCCUUGGAGGCCCGUUCCGUUCAUUCAUGUAGAAUUGGUGGUUGUGUAGCGGAGCAACCGCAUCACAGUCACAGACACGAAUGGAGAAGAAGAAUCACUGUAAGAGGAAAAGGAAACCCAAACCCAAACCCUCGUCACGUGACCUUCAUCCUCCUCCUCGUGACUCUCAUCCCAAUGCCAUCUUCGCUUUGUUACUCGCAUCGCUCUCUAAACUUCAACAAUCUCACUCUCUUCCUUUCAUUAACAAAUGCUUAUUAGCGAUUCGUCGAUCUUCUCUUCUUCGCUCCCGAAUCUCGGUGAGGCCAAUUCUCGCUUUGCUCCCUACGCUACUAUGCUCCACGCGCUCCCAAAUCGCGUGCCGCGGUGCAGAUUUCAUCGGCGCUGCCUCCCUCGUUUCGCUGGAGGUGAACGAGGAAAUUGCUUCGGAUUCUGAAACCGUCAAGGGAUUAAUUUCUCUGUUUCGGAAUCCGAAGAGGAAGGUUCUGUUAUCUGCUUGCAAUGCUGUUCUGGACUUGGCCACUACCACCUUUGCACAACAACAAUUGAUCAAGUUUUCUGCCUUGAACAAACUAACGUUUGUAUUUCUUCAGAUUUUUAAGGGUUUGAAAUGUGUGUGUUUAUGGUCUGAGGGCAAUGAGAGUCAUCACUCUCUUAAGAUUGGGAUCAAGGAAGAUGAACUCUCGGUGGCUUUUCUCACUGCGACGAUUAUUCUUAUCAAUGCCUGUGAGAUUGAGCAGCUGCAAAAUAUCCCAACAAGGCGUUCUCAUGUGUUCCUGAGCCUUUUGAAAGAGAUACGGGUGAAAGUAAGUGAUCCCGAGGUAGUUGAAAGUGCUAGGAAAUGUAAUGAAGAAGGAGGCCUUUGUAAAAGCAACAUUGCAGUUAGUAAUCUUUCAGAAAGCAUAUUUAGGCUUUCUAUUAAUUCUUCUCAACGUACUGGCUCUUUGGCACUUGAAGUCAUUGAAAGAGGUCUUUUUGGUAGAAGUGAUACUAGUUUUGAAGAUUUUAUAAUGAAUUACUGGGAAGCUUCACCUUUUCUUCUAUCAAGGACAAUGAAGGAUCUAAAUACGUAUGAUAUGUUUAGCCCAUUUGUGCAGUCUUUGAGCUGGAAAGGGAGUGUUCCUUCCCUUCUUUCUUCAAUUCUUCAAGGUUUAAUGUCUUGUUUUCCUAUUGCCUCAGAUGAACAGAACAUCCUCAAUUUUCUGAAUGAGGUGAAAGGCAGACUGGGUUAUCCUAUAAUCUACCAGCAGGAUAUAAGAGUUGUAAAAACAGAUAGCCAGUCAAGAAAAGAGAUGCAUUACUUUCAGGAUUUUCAUUCCGGCUGCAUUAAGGAACCUCUGUAUUUAACUUUUGAUGACGUCUUAAAAUGUGGGCAAGCAUAUGAAGAGGGUUAUACUGUUGCCCUGCGCGGUCUAGAGUUUCGCUAUCAGAGUAUUGCAGCUAUUGCAGAUACAUUAUCACUUAUGUUUGGCCAACCUUCAGUUGGUGCUAAUUUGUACUUAACACCACCUAAUUCUCAGGGCUUGGCUUGUCACUUUGAUGAUCACUGUGUAUUUGUAUGCCAGAUUUUCGGUUCCAAGAAGUGGUCUAUAUAUUCUCGACCCAGUCAGUUGUUACCUCGCUUGUAUGAUAAUUUACUUGGUUCUGACUUUGACUGCACAAAAGCUGAUAGAAGAGAGUUCUUUCUCCAGGAGGGUGAUGUAUUAUAUAUUCCAAGAGGUUUUCCUCAUGAAGCUAAUACAAACUCUGGUGUUGGUGAUGGUUCUCCUGGGUUCUCAUUGCACCUUACACUUAGUAUUGAGGUUGAACCUCCUUUCGAUUUGAUAAACGAGUCAUCCAAUGAGGGAGCAGAACUUCUAUGCAGUUAUAGUAGAAAUGUAGAGGAUCUUCAUCCAUAGCACGGUACACUCUGUUAAUGGUGCAACUGCAUCACUACAAAUGAAAGACUGUACUUCUACUUAAAGUUCAAUAUAUUGUAGCCAUGUUAAACUAUUUGUUAUCGCUGAUGGUUUAAAUAUCUGAUUUUCACUCGUGUGUAUGUCAUUAAACACAGGUGGGGAGGAGUAGCUCAUUUUGCUCUUCACUGCUGGAGUGAAAACAGGAAAAGAACCUGUUAUGAUGGUUUGAAUUCUCUGUCUCAAAAACUUCAUAUCGUGUCUGUGAAUCUGUUACAUGUUGCCAUUGGGAUCAUUAGUAAUUUUGAUCCUAACUUCCGCAAAGCAUGCUUGAGCGCUGCUGAUUAUUUGCCGCCAGGAGUUUAUAAUAGUCUUUUUCAGGGUCAGAGAAGUACUUUUUUCCACUUAAUUGAUAAAAUUCGGACUGAAUCUAGAUUCUUGGAAGUGCUUAGAAGCAUAGAGGUUGCAAUUCAGAAAAAUGAAGAUCCAUUUCAGCAAAUUCGAUGGCUCAGGGUUCUUCAUAGCGAAAAAGAGACCAGCAGUGAAUAUAACACCAUUAAAUCUUUCACGAUUGAAGAUCUACUUUCCUUGCAUGCCCAACACAAGGAUAAAUUAGAAGCUUCUUUUUUGGAUGUGAAGUCCAGGUUUUGUAGUGAGGUGGUAUUUGAAGAAGUUGUAACUAGUCACAGGACGCUGUUUCAGAAGUAUAGAAAGACUAGAAAGCAAUAUAUUAAUGGAAUGGUUUCACUUCAUGAUAAAUUGUAAUACUAUUGUUUUAUUUUUCUUUAAUUUUCAUUGCGUUAGCGACGAAUGGAUGAGAUCAUAUUCACCUAGUGGAAUGGCUGACAUCAAUAUUCAGUAGUGUCUUAGUCGCCAUCACCAGGUUUAGUUUGUUUCUGUAAGUUAUGGCUUACAAAUUAGGUGCGAUGUAUUGAGCAAACUACAUGAGCAAUGAAAAUGUAUAAUGUAAUCAGCUUAAUAUAUAAACAAAACUCUUUCUCU